Molecule: messenger RNA, 768 nt
Organism: Closterium sp. NIES-65
Lineage: Eukaryota; Viridiplantae; Streptophyta; Zygnematophyceae; Desmidiales; Closteriaceae
Source: the annotation of a GenBank genome assembly
AUGGCUACCCCUAGUGUCCUUACCUUUGAUGCUGAGGGUCGUGCUGUUGACUUUGAGGUCUGGGUCGAUGACCUCCAGCUCUUCCUACAGUGUGAUAGGGCAGACGGACUCUCCCUAUUCGAUCUCACCUCUGGUGCCUCUCCUGCCCCGCCUGCUGAUGCUGACAGCACUGUUCGCUCACAGUGGGCCACACGCGAUGCUGCUGCACGUCUUUCUGUGCGUCGCCACUUACCGACCGCUGAGCCGGCCCCGUCGCCGCCCUUCGAGGCCCCUUGCGGCCCCUUUGCGGCCCCGUCGCCCGCCCCUAGCGGCCCCGUCGCCGCCCCUAUCGGCCCCGUCGCCGCCCUUCGCGGCCCCGUCGCCGCCCUUCGCGGCCCCGUUGCCGCCCCUCUAGGCCCCUCGCGGCCCCUUUGCGGCCCUGUCGCCGCCCCUAGCGGCCCCGUCGCCGCCCUUCGAGGCCCCUCGCGGCCCCUUUGCGGCCCCGUCGCCGCCCCUAGCGGCCCCGUCGCCGCCCCUAUCGACCCCGUCGCCGCCCUUCGCGGCCCCGUCGCCGCCCUUCGCGGCCCCGACACCGCCCCUAGCGGCCCCGUCGCCACCCUUCGCGGCCCCGUCGCCACCUCUAGCGGCCCCGUCGCCGCCCUUCGCGACCCCGUCGCCGCCUCUAGCGGCCCCGACGCCGCCCUUCGCGGCCCCGUCGCCGCCUCUAGCGGCCCCGUCGCCGCCCUUCACGGCCCCUUCAGCCGCCAAGCAGCCGAGCCACCGAGCUAA